GGUGCAGGGUUAUUUCGUUUUUUCGAGGUUGUGCGCGGAAACGAAGUGCGCCUAUAUACAUCGCACAAAUUUAUCAGAACACAUGAGUGUUUCGCAUAGCACAAUUGUCAGGAGGAAGCCGAAAAAAACAGAACUACCAUCACCGCGGCGCCAUCUUGAUGUAACCUGGUCAACUUGAACGCAGCGCUAAGGAAACGGACGGAUGGAACUCAGGAUGGCAUCUAUGGAUAAACCUUUUAUAUCCGAUUUCUACAAGGAAAAGGAUAUUUUUAUAACUGGGGCGACAGGAUUUAUGGGAAAGGUGCUGCUCGAAAAGCUACUCCGGUCAUGUGGCGGUCUGCGCCGAAUAUUUGUCCUGAUGCGUGCCAAAGGAGGAGCGUCACCCCAAGCACGUCUUGAUGAAUUGCUCGAUUCAGAAAUCUUCCAAGCCCUGCGCUGUUCCGACCAGCACUUUGCGCGUGGCAAGGUUAUCGCCGUGGAAGGGGACCUGACCCUGCCGGAGCUGGGUCUCAGCGCCGAACACCGAAGGGCGUUGCUGGACAACGUCGACAUCGUCUUCCACUCAGCUGCCAUCGUCAAAUUCGACGAACCGCUCAAGAGUUCCAUUGACAUGAAUGUCCUGGGCACAAGGAGACUGCUGCAACUGUGUCAAGGCAUGAGCAAGCUAAAGGCCCUGGUGCACGUGUCGACGGCGUACUGCAACUGCGACAAGGAGGAGGUGGCAGAGGUCAUAUACCCGCCGCCUUUCGACCCGCAGAACGUCAUCGACGCCGUCAGCUGGAUGGAUGACCCACUGGUGGAGGCGAUCACGCCCAAGUUGCUGGGCAGUCGGCCCAACAUGUAUACCUUCACCAAAGCCCUCGCCGAAAGCCUGGUGGCCGACGAGAGGGGAUCCCUGCCUGUGGCCAUCGUCAGGCCCUCCAUAGUCACAGCCGCAUGGCAGGAGCCCAUACCGGGGUGGAUUGACAACAUCAAUGGACCCACGGGCCUUCUUGUUGCAUCUGGUAAAGGACUCCUUCGGUCAAUGGUGGCGGACACGGACAAGGCAGCCGACUUCGUGCCCGUAGACGUGGUCAUCAACACCAUGAUCAUGGUCGCUUGGCACACCGCAAUGCACAGGCCGGACAAGGUCGCCGUGUACCACGUGGCGUCGGGAACUCUGCGCAAGCUGACGUGGGGCGACAUCGAGACAAUCGCGUACCCGCUGCUGCUGUGGCACCCGAUGCCGAAUGCGGUGCGGCACCCGGGCGGCAGCUUCAAGAAAAGCCGAUUUUUCAACGCGCUUUCUAUGUUCUUCGAGCACCGCUGUCCCGCAUUGCUCUUCGACGCCUACCUGUGGCUCUCCGGAAGGAAGCCCAAGAUGCUACCCCUGUUCAACAAGCUGUACAAGGUGAUGGUCUCGCUAGAGUACUUCACCACUCACGAGUGGCGCUUCCACAGCGGGAACCUGCUGUCGCUCCUGCAGGAAAUCUCGCCCGCCGAUCGAAAGACGUUCUGCGCGGAUCUUCGACUGCUGGAUUGGGGUAACUACUUCAAGGACUACGUGGUGGGCACCCGCAAGUUCGUGCUCAAGGAGGACCCUUCCACCGUGCCAGAUGGUCGGAACGCGCUGCGAAGGCUGUACAUCUACCAGCAGCUGCUGUACGCCGCGCUCAUCGCGCUCGCCUGGCGGCUCAUCAUGCUCAAGUCCAAGUCGGCGUGUCGCCUCUGGCACGGCCUCGUCUCCCUCUUCCUGCCCCUGCUGAGCCUCGUGUCGUCCGCCUUCGGGCUGCCGUACCCGGAGGACGCGCCGCCGCCCUCCGCGCCUUCUCCCACUGGCGGGAGGCCGUAGAAAGCGAGCCUCAGUCCCCCCAGCCGUGGAGUGUACAGUCGUCUGCACAACCGAUAUGAACGCGCCUCUCCCUAAGUUCGUGCUUUGGUUUGUGGAAGCCCAAAACCAAGGGAUGUCACUAAGACAGUCGCAGUGCUAUCGUUGUGGACAGAGGAAGACGGAGGGAACGCUUUAGUCACGGUUGAGGACAUGGAGGAAGAAAAGAGCUUAGAAGAAAGAGUCGCGUGACAGUUUCUAAGCCUAGACACAAAAAUUAAGGAAAAAACUCGUGAGGAACAAGCCCUCUCCGCGUCGUCGGCAAACGGCAGUUGCUCAGAACGCCGAAUUGACGUGGACAAUGGGGGAAAACCGAUCACGACGCCUGGGUCUUUAAAAGCUGCCAAAAACCAAAUACUGCCCUGAAACGUUUGCUAAAUUUUUGCACGGCCUAUUAUCAAAGUGUGAACUCGUCGAAGAGCCUCUAAGGGUAGAACAAUAGGGAGAAGCGGCGUCAGAGGGGGGCUUGCCGAAACUGGUCCCUGACGUCAUGCUCCCUGCUACUUUCUCUCUUUCUCGUUCCCAUUUCAUAACGGGGGCUUCGUGGCCGCUACUUCAUUACGUACUUCCCGCGUUGCACCAGUAUAUAUAGGGAAGUACAGCUUCCGUCGCCAUUGUCAGUAGGCUCCAGCUGUGUACAGAGCGUUCUAAUUCUUCCUCUUCUAAAAACAUUUCGCGAUUUUCUUCUAGUUUCAAAUUAUUUGUUCCUCUUUUUCUAGUCAUUAUUUCAUUGCGAGGGCCUUUAAGCACGGCUCAUGGCGCUGAAUCGGCAGCAUCCCCGCAAGCUUCAUUGUGAUAGUCACACACAUUUCUAGUCAUAACGCAUUUUUAUAUUUGGUACCAGGAACCGCUGUAUCGUGAGUGCUAGAAUGUUAAGAGGAUCCUUUUCUACCUGUGGCGUGAAAUGGCAUUAAGGUGACGCUCUGUGUGCUGUGCAACGGCCGAUAUCUGUGUGCUUUUACCUCUCGAAGCCCGGCUUAAACACUGAGACUUAGCGGCACGUUGUCAUUACUUCCCUAUUCGCACCCAAAUUACUUCAGGUGAAAUAAUUUGUAUAUGUUCGACUUCAGAGCAAAGCCAUCAGCACUUAUUUGUAACGGACUGUACAUGCUGCAUAAUUUUUUUUCGAAGCGUCCCUUGAGUGCUCGGGCAAUGUUUAUGUCGUGUACGGCUCUACUUUUCGUGGUCAGACACAACUUAUGUGUACGCAAACAGAGAGCCAUUGUUAGUUUUUCCGAGUGUCAUAUGUUCAAAUGUUCAAAAUACGAACGUCGACAGGGGUCGCAGAGUUGGUACCGGAUAGAGACAGGUGCCAUUAGCCAGGAGCCAGUUCAUCUUUGCUGCAGCCCUUCUUUCACAGUGACAACACGCCCCGUUCUGUCACCUUUCGCCUACCUGGAAAUUUAUGCAAAAAAAAAAAGCUAUCUACCGAUUGCUCUUAUUAGUGCAACAAAAUACAUAACGCGAUGCAUGGCCAGAAAGGCAGAACAAAAUUAGAAUACGUUUAUUUAAGUGGAACGGAUUUAUAAAAUAUAUUAAGACACUGAACAAAAGUCUGGCUUAUCUGCAAUGCUUUUAAAGGCGCAGAGUUACAAGGAUAUUUCAUAAAUUAGCUCUAAAUACAUGUUGCCUGCUGACAAAACAGAGUGCGAGCUGCGAGUGCAUCGAUCAAAAUCCAACCAAUGUAGCCUCGACAGCUCUAAAUGUUGGAUUUAAAGCUUUCUUUCUUUCUUUCUUUCUUCCUUUCUUUCUUUCUUUCUUUCUUUCUUUCUUUCUUUCUUAAAACACGACGCACGUACGCAGUGAAGCCCAAUCACAGUGAAGCCUAACCCUCCAGUGAAAUAAUGGUUAACGCAAAGUUCAGUUGCAAAUAAAGAAAUCGGCAUUCACAUGGCCAUUGACAAUACGAUGAGCGUACAGUAUACUCGAAGUACUGUUAACGACGUUCCACUUGAUUUGGGUGUAAAUGACAUGCCGCUCGCCACAGUGGGGAAGAAAGGACGGAGUACUGAGUAGUCUUUAUUUAUAUUUAUUGACCCUUAUCUGCGUUAUGGAAGACGCGUUGAAAACUACACGUACAGAACUGCAUCUCCGGUAAUGCAAUGGUUGUGAGCAUCCGUUGAACACUUGCUGCGUAACCAACUUGUGUUCGCUAUGAAUAACAGUGUUCGAACCAAGAAUGUCGCUGGAGCCACUUGUUCCUUCCUUGUUACUUGUUCGGUCACUGUUGUUGACUUCAAGCGCCCAUCUUCCUGUGAUUCUGUACUGUUCGUGUUGUUAGGGUUUGUUCCUAUUCUAUUUUUGUCCCCUCUGUACUUUUUCCUGAUUGUUACAUUAAAUGUGUGGGGCCAGAUUGUCGAACAAAUAAAAAAAGGUUGCGACAAUCCUAACAGUGCAAGAUGAGACACGCAUGUAUUGAGUACAAUGCACCUUACAAUAGUUAUCGGCAGUAUCAUGUUCCAACUUGUUCUUGCAGUGUCGAUGUCUGUGCAUCAAUAAAAUCCGUGCUUUCUUUGGACUUUGUAGUUGACAACUGGCGUUAUCCUUUGAAUGCGAUAUUCUCGCUUCAAUAUUAUGAAAGGCAGUGCACACAGUAAUAGCGCCAGCAAUGGCAACCUGGGGAGCUAUUUUAUUAUUUAUUUCUUUGCGCAUAGUUGUUUUCUUUGAGUAGGUUGGGAGAGUCACACAAAAGUAUCGCCGGUCUCAAACGAAAUGAAAAGAAAGAGAGCUGUCGGACACUUCCGCUUUCCGAGACACUUUAGAUGCAGACUGCUAUAACGGAAACCCGUGAACAAGACAACUUACGUCAUGGAAAAUUGGCAUGCAUUAGUCUAAAAGUCAAGCGCCAACAGACAGACACUGCUAAAGCACAGACAAAUGGCAUAGAAACAUCUUUUCAAACCUAACCUUCCAUCUUUUUGUCAUCAAAAGAAAUUGAUUUCCUGGAAAAACACAAACGGAAUUUUGUUCUUUUCUUCUAUUUCUGACUCUCUCUAUGUGGCGUGCCUGUGUGUUGUUUCGCGGUGUAGGUUGUAUUGUGAAAUUGUAUGUAAUAUUUUAUUAUAGAAUGUGGGCGUUUCUUUUUUUUUCAUUAAAAGCUUAACUUUACCGGCA
Molecule: messenger RNA, 4981 nt
Organism: Dermacentor andersoni
Lineage: Eukaryota; Metazoa; Arthropoda; Arachnida; Ixodida; Ixodidae
Product: fatty acyl-CoA reductase 1-like
Biological process (GO): long-chain fatty-acyl-CoA metabolic process
Cellular component (GO): peroxisome
Molecular function (GO): alcohol-forming very long-chain fatty acyl-CoA reductase (NADP+) activity
Source: RefSeq, a predicted model, not a curated record